Contarinia nasturtii (swede midge) is the source of this 10569-nucleotide messenger RNA. It is a transcript of the gene fry, whose product is annotated as protein furry. The transcript is spliced from 41 exons. Gene Ontology annotation, cellular component: site of polarized growth; cell cortex. Lineage: Eukaryota; Metazoa; Arthropoda; Insecta; Diptera; Cecidomyiidae. The coding region runs from base 66 to 10328 and encodes 3420 amino acids. Gene Ontology annotation, biological process: neuron projection development; cell morphogenesis. The record is from RefSeq and is a predicted model, not a curated record.
UAUUAUUAGUUUACUUUCAUGAGAGCAUAAAUAAUUUUUUUUUUGUUUUGAAAAUCAAUGGAACAAUGAGUGACAGAGAUUGUUUUUCAAAAGUCUUGCCCAACAUAGAAUUGGCAACACGCUUCGAUGCUGAUGGCAAAGAAGUUCAGGUGGAACAACGUGAAGACGAAGAGCAAAAUGCAAAACAACAAGAUAUAUUCGAUAUUCUAGUCGCUGCUGGUUAUUUUCGGGCGAGAAUCAAAGGAUUAUCUGCUUUCGAUAAAAUUGUGGGCGGAAUGACAUGGUGCAUCAGUGCAUGUGAUUAUAAUGUUGAUGUCGAUUUAUUAUUCCACGAAAAUCUCACCAUCGGUCAAAAAAUCACAUUAACGGAGAAAAUCGUUGCUGCUUUACCGAAAAUGAAGUGCCCAUAUUUAAUAGAACCUCAUCAAAUCCAAGGAUUAGAUUUUAUUAAUAUUUUCCCUGUGAUACAGUGGCUUGUCAAGCGUUCGGCUAGCUCAAGCGAUACAUCACCAGCUUUACGGAAUUCUGGGAAUCAAUCACGGCUAUCCUCAUCGAGACCAACAUCCGAACAAAAUUCGAAUGCGAAUCCAAAGUGUGUUUCCGAAGGGAGCGCAUCACCGCUGGGUCACAGCUCAUCCAGCGCUACCACUGCAGCCGAUGUUUGUGCAGAUAAUCAAACCGUCAUUAAUUUGGAUUUGGAUGCAAGCAAAUUAUCAAAUUCGUCAAAUCGUCAGGCCCUGUUGCCUUGGGGUUCCACUUGUAGAUCAUGUAUAGCGGCCACAUCUGGCAUUAUUGAUAUGCAACAGACAAGUGACACAACAUUGCGACCCGGUGAAAUAGUGAUGCGAAUAUUGUUCGCUGAAUUCACUCAACAAGCCGAAAAGAAAAUCGAAUUGGUUAUGUUGGAAUUGUCCGAUAAAAAUUUGGCCAAAUUGCUUCAACGCGGUGAAGAUUUACAAUUUGAUCAAUUAUUAUCGGCAUUCGGUUCAGUUGCCGAACAUUGUUUGCCAUCAUUGUUGGUCACAUUACUGGCAUGGCACAAUCGUCAAUUGUCCGAUGCUGAAAUUAAAAGUGAUUUAAAACGUAUGGAAAAAAUUGCCAACAAACCAAAUGUUGACAUGGAAUUGCAAUUGCAGCGACGUGAAACAGCCGUUGAAUUUAUAUUUUGUUUGGUAUUGAUUGAAAUAUUGCGUCAAUUACCAUUUCAUCCUGGCCACGAGGAUAUUGUUAAAAGUUUUGAAAAUCUAGCAUUCAAACAUUUUAAAUAUCGUGAUGGUUUACAAAAUAAUCCAAAUGCACACAAUAUCCAUAUGAUUGCCGAUCUCAAUGCAGAAGUGAUUGCCGUAUUGGCACAAAGUCGAUUUGGUUCAGUGCGAAAACGUUUUAUGGCCGAAUUAAAAGAAUUAAGGACGAAAGAGCCAAGUCCACAUACAACACAAAGUAUCAUCAGUUUAUUGAUGGGCAUGAAAUUUUUUCGCGUUAAAAUGGUGCCCAUCGAAGAGUUUGAAGCAUCAUUUCAAUUUAUGCACGAAUGUGCACAAUAUUUUCUUGAAGUAAAAGACAAAGAUAUCAAACAUGCAUUGGCCGGUUUGUUUGUGGAAAUUUUGGUUCCGGUUGCGGCUGCUGUUAAAAAUGAAGUGAAUGUACCGUGCGUGAAAAAUUUUGUCGAUUUACUAUAUUCACAAACAUUGGACGCUUGCACAAAGUCCAAACACAAAUUGGCCUUAUUUCCAUUGGUCACAUGUCUACUGUGUGUCUCACAGAAAACAUUCUUUUUAAGCAAUUGGCAUUGUUUUCUUGCCAUGUGCCUGAGCAAUUUGAAAAAUCGUGACCAAAAAAUGAGUCGAGUCGCUUUAGAAUCAUUGUAUCGUUUACUUUGGGUCUAUAUGAUUCGCAUUAAAUGUGAAUCGAAUUCGGCAACACAUUCGCGUUUACAGAGCAUUGUGAACUCUCUAUUUCCAAGGGGCUCCAAAUCAGUUGUACCACGUGAUACACCGCUCAAUAUAUUUGUGAAAAUUAUCCAAUUCAUUGCUCAGGAGCGACUUGAUUUUGCAAUGAAAGAGAUUGUCUUUGAAUUACUUUGGGUUGGACGGCCGAUCAAGAUAAUUAUGACACCCGAACGCAUGAGCAUUGGAUUGCGAGCAUUUUUAGUGGUUGCUGAUUCGUUACAACAAAAAGACGGUGAACCACCAAUGCCACGUACAGUUGGUGUUUUACCAUCGGGAAAUACAUUAAAAGUGAAAAAAACAUACAUUAAUAAAAUGUUAACCGAUGAUACGGCCAGAAGUAUUGGAAUGUCCAGUUAUUUUCCACAUGUUCGUCGUGUAUUUGUUGAAAUUUUACGUGCACUUGAUGUGCAUUAUGGUCGCCCGUUAAUGUUGACAAGUACACAGAAUUUAAAUAAAGAACCUGUUGAAAUGUUGACCGGUGAACGUAAGCCACGCAUUGAUUUGUUUCGUACAUGUGUGGCAGCUGUGCCACGUUUAAUUCCCGAUACAAUGACAAUGCAAGAAUUGGUUGAUAUGUUGGCCCGUUUAACAGUUCACAUGGACGAAGAAUUGCGAACAUUGGCACAUCAAUCAUUACAAACGCUUGUGGUUGAUUUUCCCGAUUGGCGACAAGACGUUAUACAUGGCUACACACAAUUCAUUGUUCGUGAUGUUUUAGAUACGUAUCCACAAUUGGUUGACAAUUGUACACGUUUAUUGUUGAUUUUCAUCAAUAUAUGGCGCAGUGCAUUGGGCAACUAUAGUACUGGUUCGUUGCUUAAACCAACAACAACAGCCACCACCUGUACAGCCACAACGACUAUAUCACAAGCAACCGUAUCAUCGGUCCAACCAACAUCAACAAUUAACUCAAACUCAAGCGGUGCGUCUAGCUUAAAUUCGAGCGGAGUGUCAAGCAUCACACAAACAACGGCAAUCAAUGCAUCUGAAUCAUCAUCGAAGAAAAACGAUCAACCUCUCACAACUACCAUGCAUUAUGUCGAAGGUUUUGCAUUGGUUAUGCUGUGCAAUUGUCGAUCAUUGCCACGAAAAUUGGCUGUGAAUAUUUUAAAAGAAGUUAAAAAUCUAUAUCGUGCCUUGGGCCUACCGGAAACUGAACAAUUUCUCAUUGAUGUCAUCGAUAAAUGUUGCCCAGCGGUGCUUGACAAAUGUUUGCCCAUCUUACCGCAAGUUGACCGCAUGGCCAUACUCAAUGCAAACGUUAUCGAUUUGCAAUGGAUCGCAGAUCGUACAGGUGGUCAUUGGAUUUCUGGACAUUUUGAGGAUUCAACAAAAUCGUCAACAAGCACAUUGAAUCUGAAUCAAACAUCAUCCACAUCAGUUGGUGAUCCAUGGGCAAUUUGUUUAUUUGGUUUCAUGGAACGUGAGCGUGUACUACAGCAAUGUCCAGCCGUUGUGGCUCAAGCAUGGCCUAUUUGUUAUCAACGCGUCACAACACUAUUCAAUGUCAUCGAUCCAACGCCGGUGAAUGAUAAUCGUGCGUCGUUAUUACGGAGUUCAGCACCACCAAAAAAGACGCCAUCAGAAAGUCAACGUGAUUCAUUGUCACGUCUAUGGAAGAACCAAGUGAUAAUGGCAAUGCGUCUUGUGCCACCAAUACCAAGCAUAGCCGUUCGUUGUGCAUCGCCCGAUCUUAGCUUAAGUAUGCAUGAACAAUCGGACUCUCGUUCGCUUUCCGAUUCCUUGGAUAAUAUACCAUCGAAUGUUUUUGGACCGGAAGGGCUUGUGACGAGAUUCACAUUACCGCUUUCUUACGGCCGUAAAGAAGCUAGACAAAAACGCGUUGGCUCGUCGCCAGACUCAUUAAAUGCAGAUCGAAGUGAUAAAUCAAAUGCAAUUUCACCAUCACCUGUUGCUUUAUAUAAAUUAGUUGUACCAUUAUUGCGUUGCGAAGUGGUCGAUGUUCGUGAUGCGGCUGUAAAUGCACUUGGAAUGAUAAACCAUGAUGCGCUAAAAGAUUUAAUGGAUGAGCUUGUGAUUUACAUACGAGAAGCGGUCGAUCGAAAGCAAGAAAAUAUGCGACGAAGACGACGUCGUGAUGCAUUACGUUUGCAAUUGGUUAAGGUAUUGGAGAAAAUCGCUGAAAAUCAAACGUUUGCCGUGAGUCCUUGCGUAAUUGAACGUGAUUCGAUGUCAUUGCAUCCAACAUUUGUCGAGUAUAUGGACGGUGCUCGGCUCUAUCUUGAAAUGGAAACAGACAAAGAUAACUCCAGUAUACGCGAAGUGAAAAUUCAUUUUUGUGAUUUCAUUCGAAAAAUGAUUAAGAACUUUUCAUUAGAAAGUCGCACAACAUUAUUGUCGAAUGAUUUGAAGCGGCAUUUAUUUAAUUUGUUUGCAUCAUGGAGUGGACCGACAGCAAAACCACUUGGUUUUUCACAUGGUGGCAUUAGUGGAAGCAAUAGCAAUGGAGCAACGAGCACAGCAGGUGCUAAUAGUGGUAAUAACAGUCUUGGGGCUAGUGGAACCAUUGCAAGUGGAACGAACACAAGCUUGGGCAGCAUUGCUAUUGAAGAGGAGAAAUUGCAAUUUAGUGCGCUUCAAGCGAUGAGUGUAUUAUUGUGCUGUGGUCCCUGUUUUGAUCCACAAUAUUUAACAGAAGAUGGUCUCAUUUAUCCUUGGAUCGAUUCCCUAUUGAUUUCGAUGGACGAAAAGGUGUAUGAUUUAGCCAGAGAUAUUGUGGUUCUAUUACUUGAAUCGAAUCCAGAUAGCGGCCAUUUAUUGGAAUGGGUUAUCGAUAGAUGUUACACAGCGCAGCCACGAGAAGCCGACAUAUGCUUUUUGUCAUUAGCAACAGUUUUUAGUGCAAGAGAAUAUCCAUGUGAUCACUAUACAUCUGUGAUAAAUAUAACUCUAUUGAUGACCGGUUGUCCACGUGUUGAUGUUCAUACAACAGCUGUACAAUUGCUUCAAGUGUUGGAUAAACGAUUUUUCGGCAAUGUGGGUCCGCUACAAAGUGAAGGCGAAAAGGAUGACGAUAAGAUCGGAACACUCGAUGCAAUCCUCAGCACAGCUUAUUGUCGAACACAAAUGUAUUUGUCCAAGCAAAUGGCUCAACUUCGGCCAGAAAUAACGAUGCCAAUAUUUUCAGAAAUAACUCAUCGUUUUCAAACGGCACGUCCAGAAAUUCGAUCACUUUUAUUGCAAUGUUUGCUGCCAUGGCUCGAAAAUAUGGAAUUGGUGGCUGCGAAUGUAACACCAGCCACACCUUUAUCAUACAUUAUGUUUUAUCCGGAUUCAAAUUCACGCUCCAAACGAGAUGGUUCCGGGUCUACUGAAGCCACCGAAAUGAUAUUGAACAAUUUGUUCUAUAUUACAACAAAGUAUUCGUACUCGCAUACACGAGAAAUCGAAGAAAUAUGGGGAAAUCUUUGUCAAUUUUGGCCAAAUAAUUUAAAAGUUAUUCUACGAUAUUUGGUGAUCAUUUCUGGGAUGGCACCAAAUGAAUUGCUACCAUUCGCAAAACGUGUGGCUUUGUAUCUGGCACGAGCAUGUCCCAAUCGAUUAUUAGAUGAACUUAUGACCGAACUUCAAACCGUUGAAACACUCAAUUGUCUAAUUGAACGAACCGAAACGCCACCAUUUUAUCGAUUGACCAGCAUGCGAAAGGCAUCAAGCCAUUCCGAUGGACCAACGACCGGUGCAAAUGAUUCACGCAUGCCAGAUUUGGCUGUUGAAAAAGGAACGAUUCAUACGAAGAGGCACAGUGGAGAGGAUCCAAUCAAAACUGGAACUUGCAAAUCGGAUAGUGGUUUACGUGCAUUUUCAACAAAUUAUCGACCACCGCGUGGAAGUGAUAAGAUUCGUGCUUUGUCUGGCCCAUCAAUUUUGCCGAGACCAGAAGAUAUGAUCAGUAAUGAACCAGAACUUCGGGCCGAAGAAUCGUUUGAUUUACGCAACACUGAUCCACCAGUCGUACCCCAUCCGCUGCCAAUGCCUGAAUAUGGCGGUUAUUUUGCACAACUUACCGAAUUUUUACCUGAUAUAAGCUUGCCAAUAAGCGGUUUCCAUAGAUGUAAUGUGGCUGUAAUGCUUUUGACUGAUAUUAUUAUUGAUGGUAUCCCCGAAAUCGAUUGGACACUUCAUAUACCGAUUAUGUUGCAUAUUCUAUUUUUGGGAUUGGAUCACACUCGACCAAUUGUACGUGAUCAUUGCAAGCAAUUACUUUUAAAUUUAUUGGUUGUUUUAGCCGAACACAAUGAUCAUUUGAAUGUGGCAAAGAUAUUGUUGAAUGCGCAAACAUCGAAAAUGGGCUUAGGUUUGCCAAUUCCAACAUUGUCAGUAUCACAUCAUAAUUUCACUGAACCAGAUGCCGAAUACGAUGCAUAUUUGUAUAGCACAAAUUCGAAUGCUAUAGCACAUUCAACAUCGAAUUCAAUAACGCCAACCUCCACGGUAACAACGAUCGUUCAAAAGGAAAAUCACAAUGCGUCGCCAAAUGCUGGCACAACAACAAAUGAUUCGAAUACGGACACACCAACUGUGCAUUAUACACCAGAAGAGACAAUAACAAAUACAACAGUGCAUUCACCGCAAGUGAUUAAAGAUCUCAUCAAUUUUUUGUCACAAGAAAUUUCGCAACCAUUGUGGAACUACGAAGAUAUAACGGCCAAAGUGUGGACCGUAAAAUCGGCCGAACAGUUGACAUGCUUUUUACAUCACAUUGUUAAAGUUUAUUCAGAUAGUUAUUCACAAGCAAGAAUAUCAGAACGUUGGGCACAAACAGCCCUUCAAUUGGGCUUGAGCUGUUCAUCGCGUCAUUAUGCCGGACGAAGUUUGCAAGUGUUUCGCGCAUUGAAUGUUCCUAUAAAUUCACGAAUGUUGUCCGAUAUUUUAUCACGUUUGGUUGAAACCGUGGCGGAACAAGGUGAAGAUAUGCAAGGCUAUGUGACCGAAUUACUUUUAACACUUGAAGCGGCUGUUGAUAGUUUAGAUUCGGACUUCCGUCCGUUGGAUGUAAUGAAGGACAUUUUUAAAAGUACACCAAAUUUAAAUAAUAAAGACGGCGUAAAUGUUACGGCUGGUGGAAAAAAGUCACCGUCGGGCAUCAUACAACAAACUCAAAACCACAUUAACUCAUCCGGUCACACAAGGAGUACCAGUUAUUCAGUGUCAUACUGUACACGCAAAGUGUCCAGUUCACCAUGUGACAAACAAGUUGAGUUGAGAAAUCGUGCAGCCGCUCUGGAGCUUGAGAGAAGCUCGGCAGCAAAGUUUGGUUCAUCGUUAUCUCGUUCACGUAGUGCGCAAAGUUUGAAAUUGCUCGGUGACACGGCAACACAGGAUGAUAAAAUGACGAUAUUGGCGCAAUUAUUUUGGUUGGCGGUGUCGUUGCUGGAAAGUGAUUAUGAGCAUGAAUUUUUGUUAGCGUUACGUUUAUUAUCUAGAGUAUUACAUCGACUACCAUUGGAUCGGCCAGAUGCACGUGACAAAGUGGAAAAAUUACAACAACAAUUAAAAUGGACUGGUUAUCCCGGUGUUCAUGCACUUUUACUGAAAGGUUGUACACACUCUGUAACAUACGAACAAACAAUUUCGUUGUUAUCACAAAUGCCACCGUUGCUUUGUUUGCCCGUAUGCGAUCCAACGCAAAGCUGUGCAUUUCCAAUGAAUGUUAUUGCUCUAUUACCAUACAUGCUUUUACACUAUGAGGAUGCCAAUGAAGUGUGUGUCCGCAGUGCUGAAAAUAUUGCACAAGUAUCAUCGGAACUUGGCGCUAAACUAGAGAAUUUAGGCACCGUUAUGACACUGUACAGCCGAAAAACGUUUAGCAAAGAAUCAUUUCAAUGGACAAAAUGCGUUGUCAAAUAUCUAUACGAUACAUACGCUCACAUGGGUCUUCAUAUGUUGGCGUUUUUGGUAGAAGUUCUCGAAAAGGGCAUGCAACAAGUACAAGUGCCUGUUUUAAACAUUAUACAUUGUAUGUUGCAUUACAUCGAUUUAUCAUCGUCACAUGCGCAACCAAUUUCAUCCGAUUUGAUUCGAGUGAUUGCAAAAUAUCUGGAUAACUCAUACUGGAAAGAUGCCUUAAAAAUUUUGAAAUUGGUCGUAACAAGAAGUUCAACAUUGCAAGUGGUGCCACAAGGUUCACCGGGAACAUCACAUCUUUAUUAUGGAAGUUUCAGUGAUUCUGAAGUGUUUUGCAAGAAGGAACUGGCUGGUCGUACGAUGGACUUUACAUUUGAUGUUGCUCAAACUCCAUUAAUUGGACGACGCAUUCUCUUGAAAUCGGAAACUGGUUCAACGCAAAAUAUAAACCGUAAUAAUAGCCAAGCGGUCGAUUUGAAUCACAAUAUAGGUGGAACGCCAAAUUCGCCAAGACGAAGUGCAAGCUUAUCACCAGCCGACACAGCACCAUUGAGCGGAUGGAAACGACCAUGGUUAUCACAGUCCCGUGUUCGAGAAUGUCUUGUUAAUUUAUUGACGACAUGCGGACAACGGGCUGUCGGUUUACCCAAGAGUCCAUCGGAUGAUUUCAUAAGCUCGGUUUGUUCCAAUUCAAAGGUUAUAUUUAGCCAAUCGUCCGAUUUGAUGGAACGACAGUCGUCAGCCGCUUCAAGUACCGAAGAGACAAGUGGUGCACAACAAGAUUUAAGUGGUGGCUCACGUCGAGAUGAUGGUCAACCCGAUUUUGGUGUUUUCAAAGACUUUGACUUUUUGGAAUAUGAAAGUGAGAGCAUUGAAGGUGAAUCAACCGAUAAUUUCAAUUGGGGUGUUCGUCGUCGACCGCUGUCCGACGGUGACAGUGAACCAAUAACCGGUUCCAAAGGACAUUCCGUUAUGGAAGAGAGCUUAAGCGAAAAAACACCAAUUCUUAAUAAACGACGGACUCGACACAAUCCAGAAGAUUCGUCCGAUGACGAUGUGGAAUCUGAAUCUCCUCUCGAUGAAUAUCAGAAAGCGAUUUUCAUCAAGUCUCAAUAUCAUAGUGGUCCACCGACUUCACUCAGCAUACGCGAACGUCGACAAAGACGUGAUUCAGUCUCACGAAGUGAUACAAGUGGUUCAAGUGCCGGUGAUCUAGGUGAAAUAACGCCAUGCAACGCAUCACCACACAUGACAGGUAUGAUAUCCUACCGAGUGCCGAUACGAGAUGAAGCCGAGGACCAAUGGCGCCGAAAUAUUGAAGCUUUGCUGUUCAAUCCAGCCGCAAAUUAUGCACCCGAUUUACUUAUGCAAUUGUAUCGUGUUGUUAAGGAAUUAACGCAGAAAUCAAUAACUAUAGCAAAAAAUGCAUUGAAAUAUUUCACGGGAACCGGUACGCAACUUGGCCAACGAAUAUCUAUUCUCUCCGAUUUACUAUCAACAAAAGAGGAACCGCCACGCAUUUGGUACAAUCAAAGUUUUGCAACCACACCACGUCUGUCGGAAUCAUUACGAUAUAGUGUGCUCGAGGUUCAAGAACAUCUUGAAACCUUUUUUGAUCGCAAAGAUAUGGUUAUGGAGUGUUUGGAAGCUAUAAAAACAACACAAAAAUUAACACUGUUCAGUGACACAGAGUCAGCUCACGAAGGCUCAUCAAAUACUGCGCUUGGUUCGCCCGACCCAGCCGCAUCGGAACUGCUGAUUGAAUUGGGUCGUGGCAUUUAUAAGUUAAUUUUUCAAUUGAUGCUGUUAAUUGAAUCUGAUCAUAAGAUUGCGAUCAGUGUGAUGACAACUAUGCGACAAAAUGUUAAAAUGGAAGAUUUAUCCAGUGCAUAUGUAACGGUGCGUGGUGCAUUGUUACGUUGUAUCGAUGAUGCCGAUAUGGAUUCAUUGGACACAUCCACAUCAACAGAGGGUGAACACACACCCACCCGACCAUUGUCAUCAAUACAAGAGUUCGAAAGUUGUUUGAACGAAAUGAUUGAAAAACAAAAAUGGAAUUCGGCCAUUGCCUUGACACGACAAUUCCGAAAAUAUUCAUCAACCGUUACAUUGUCACCGGUUUCGAAUUUUGCAUUGCAACCAUCGGGAAGUUCAACAUCUUGUAUUUCAACAUCGACAUUAACAUCAAGUCUUGUUCCACAUUCUUCUGAAAACAAUUGGGUAUUGGACGAUAGUUCACUGAUUCUGAUGAUUUAUGCCCAACGACUGACCAAAGAUCGAAGCGAUGCUUUCAUCUCGUCACGAUCAGAACAGGAAUUAACCGAAAUUUACAAUAUAUUGAUGGAGAAUUUAUACUACGUUUCAUCGGCAUUAACAAACAUGGAAAUGGUGUUAAAGAAUACAGUUGGAAAUCCAGGUAUUCUUAAGCAGCCGCCAUCAUCACCUGCUGAAUUGCCACCGAUUAUACCGUCUCCAUCAAAAGAUGCAUCAGUUGAUAUUAUAACCACACUGUAAAUUGUACACUGUACAUAGUAAAAUCAAUAUUUUUCCAAUCAAUUAAUGGAUCAAAUGACCAUUUAAAUAUUACUUAUUCUCGCAUACAAACGAUCUGUUGAACGAUGGCUCUAUUUAAGCCAAUAUUAGUGAAAAAGUAUCCUUAAUUUCAAUUAUGUUUAUUUUUUGAAUUAAUGUUUACUUCAUUUUCUUUUCUUGAUAUUAUCAAAUAGUAAUUAUUUAUAUCAUAGCAUUUAAAUUG